CCUUGAAUCGACAAUGAGCUACGUUAUCUUUGGACGGGCAAUCAAAAACGAAUAUAUUGCCCUGGGCACAUUCGCUUCAGUUUUCGGCGGCGCAUUCCUCGCGACACGGGGCAGGAAAAAAGAAGGUCCUCCGCCGACGCUUGUUGAACAGGUCAAGGCGACUGUGACUUCAGGAGACAGUGAGGAAGAAGAAUUGUACGUGCACUGACGCCUCGAGUCGGAAAUGGAUUGCAUGACUGACGACAGAUUGAACAGCAUCAAGAAAUUCGUGGAAGAGGCGGAGAAGGAGGCGGAGAAGGAGGCGAAGCAUUAAGAAUAAUGAGAGCUUGAAUACGUUGUCUACCCUUGCCAAUCUUAUUAGCUAGCAACCCUAUCGUUACCUUGUUUGUUACCACCAUGUCCUCUACCGUGAAUCCCAAGCGUCACUCCUUCAAUAUCACUCCCGGUGCACGUCCUUUGCAUCUCCUCAAUGAAUCCCAGUCAGAGCCGCCGUCGUCGCCGUCGCCGCCACUGCCUCGCCGCCAGUCGACCAUUUAUUACAGAGAAAUCGAACGGAAGCACCGCGAACCACUGACCUUGACUGAAAAGCAUGCUGAUCUCCUCCACUUUAUCGCCCAAAAGGAGUCCAAGUGCCUCGAAUUACGAUCCCAGCUUGCCGUACACGAAGCAGAACUUCUCCAACUCAAGCGCAAGUGGGAGCGGAUAGUAUCCAGGGGAUUCGAGAGGCAGCAGCAGACCUCGUCGCCGUCAUCUACAUCCUCCUCCUCCUCGUCGGCAUCGUCGUCUACCCAAACUCUUGCUACCCCACCUCCGCAGCAGAGCACCCCGACUUCACCAUCUCUGCCCCCAGAUACGCGUGACUCUGGCGCAACACCACUUAUCAAUCCAGCUCCCGACUUUUCUUCAUGGCUCUCCACCGUCGGAGUCCCAAAUUUGCCAAAAAGUUGGGACGUACCGGCCCUCUCCAAGCGGGCGUCGUUGUUAGGGCAGUCAAUCGCUCAGGCCCUGGACUUGUCACCACCACCGUCGACUGCUAGACCACUCACAGGGAAGACGGGUCGACAUUCACACUCGGCAUCGACUCCAUCGGCUUCAUUACCUUUAUCAACCUCCUCGCGCCCAUCACCAUCGCUGCCGGCAAAGGUCCCUGCGGUGAUGUCACAUCCCGAUUCGUCUUCUACGCCCUCCAGUCCGUCGCCGCCAAGUGCCAAUACUCGACUUCCCACGCUGCCUCUGGCGACGACUGAAGAGAUGAACCCUACUAAGCCGAUGUCGUUGGCGCGCACUCCAGAAGAAGAGGAAGACGAUGAUGCGUGGAACUGGUAGAAUCCAGGCGCUCGGGUUGUAAUUAUGCCAUAAUAUUGGGCACGCUUUUGGGUUCACGGUUAUAAAUGUCAUUCUUUGGCUUUCGAGGCACGUCACGCAUACCACACUCCUUUCUUUUUGCAUAUACACUUUAACCUACACUGCAUAUAGCAUGUACUUACUAGGCCCCACACUAUUAGGAACAUAGAUUGUUGCUUUAAGUCAUAUUUGGCUGGACCCUGCCUUUUUCUGAUAAUCACG
This is a messenger RNA of Guyanagaster necrorhizus, 1566 nucleotides long. RefSeq lists its product as uncharacterized. The transcript is spliced from 4 exons. Lineage: Eukaryota; Fungi; Basidiomycota; Agaricomycetes; Agaricales; Physalacriaceae. The coding region runs from base 397 to 1326 and encodes 309 amino acids. The record is from RefSeq and is a predicted model, not a curated record.